Molecule: messenger RNA, 4048 nt
Organism: Haplochromis burtoni (Burton's mouthbrooder)
Lineage: Eukaryota; Metazoa; Chordata; Actinopteri; Cichliformes; Cichlidae
Exons: 9
Coding region: 1515-3458 (647 amino acids)
Source: RefSeq, a predicted model, not a curated record
AAUGUAAAAUAUAUUUUUGUUUCUUCAUGUUAUUAAUAAUUAUAAAAUGGAUAAGAAUGUUGUUAAAACUAUCCAGAAGUGAAUUUACGCUGCUGUGUUAUAAAAGUCCUAAUUAGGGGGUUUCCUUCUAAAAACCAUCAUGAAUGAGGAAGUGUUAAUUGUGUUAAAGCUGCAUGCGGUUUAUCUUUAGGCCCACUGACAUUAGUUCUGUUUUCAGCCUUUCCUGUGAGAAUAUUCAGCUGUAAAGACUCAUACAAUCAACUUUUUGAUUAGUGAUUGAUUGUAUGUCAGUCAUGGUGUUGGCAGAAGUUGGAUUUUUCUUUUUGGGUUUCAUUCUUUACCUCUCAGCCUUUCCUGCGAGCACACUCAGCUGUAAAGAUCUUUUCAAGAUUCAAACAACCAACUUUCAGACUAGAAGCUGAAAUCUACAGCAAUCAUGAUCUUGGCAGAAGCUGGAUUUUUUGGGGUGGGUUUCAUUCUGUGUCUCUCAGGUAGGAAUGACUCUUUGCCCUCCUUAUGAUAACUAAAGACUAUAAAAAUGUUUCAAGUGUAGAAAAACUUACAAAGGUUAUUAAAAAAUGUUAGAAAACAUGAGAUUCACUGUUAGGCAGCAGGAGUUCUGCUUUGAAGAGCUCCUGAAGUGCACAAAAGGACAAUAAUAUCAUCACUGAAUGACUGGAACAGAGUAGAAACAUGUCUAAACAGAUGUUUGUAAUGAAUGUUGUGUUAAUCCACUGAAGGGAAGCUGAACAGCAACCAUGCAGGACUCUUCACACUUGAACUCUUAAAAGCCAUGAAAAUAUAAAGAAAUCAGAAGUUGGGUUUUUUUUUUCAGCUCACAGAAUGAAUAUUUUGUCAUUAGAACAUCAUUAAUGGAACAAUCCACUCUCAGCCCAGAUGGAGGUUUAAAAAGAGUAAAACCAACAGAAAACAGCUGUUAAAAUCAGUUUAAAGCCCCUGAAACACAACACAAGAACUACAAAUUCCCAUGAAACAGUGCUUGGUACUGCUGUCUUUGAAAUAUCAUGAUCCUUUACACUGAUACAAAGAGCAGCUGCAGCUUGACACCAGAGUAAGGUUUACAUCAUUACAGCUGUUCAUGCUCACGAAGCAUCAGUCUGGAGAUUCUUUGACACCACAGACGUGUUUCCAUCAUAAACCAGAAACAGAAAAUCGUUUUAACACCUCUGCAGCUUUCUGCUCUCACAAAAGGAAAAAAUAAAGCUUGAACUUGAAUAUGUGACUAAAGACAACAGCAUGCUGUAGAGACAACACAAAGUACUAAAAUACACUUUGUGUUGUAAAUAAUGUGGGAAAUGAUUGCAUGUAAUUUCUCAUGCCUAAAGACACAGCAUACACGUACAUGAAGAGGAAGAUACAUGUACAGGAAGUUAAGUUUCACUGUGCAAUGUGUUAAACUGAAUAUGAAACUGUCACUCUGUCGUCAUUUUAAUCCUUUGCUUUGAUAAAGAGAAGUUAACCCAGCAAGGUGAGGUGGUUAGUUUGUCUUUCUAAUGUCUGAGUUUUUUUUACAUUUACUCUUAACUUUAAAUGUCAGCGAACAGCAACAAUCACAGCUGAUCUGUUCACUAAUGAAAGUUUGUGUUAAAGGUGUUAAUGGAGGAGAAACCAGGAUCUGUGCUCUCAAAGGUUCAUCAGUGGAUCUGCACUGCUCACAUCAACAUCUGACCUCAAGCAGCAAAUGGUUCACUAUAGACUGGGAUGGUUAUAAGUAUGUUCAGAGUGAGCUCUCUGUGGAUGGACCACGUGUAACAUACAACAUGUCUGAAGAGAAAAAGUCAACUUUAACCAUCAAUGAUCUAAGAGAGAGUGAUGCAAACGCUUACUGCUGUAUGAAGACUGCAGACAGACCAGGAAACUGUUCACUCAGUAACAUUACUCUUCAAGUUGUUGCAGAGCUGCAGGUAAAGGUGAUUCCUGCCACAGAGGGACAGACAGUAACACUGAUGUGCAGCAGCAGCUGUCCUCUGACUGAAAAGCCUGCAGCCUACAUCUGGUAUAAGAACAGAGAGUUUCUCUAUGAGGACUGGUCUCCCUGGUACCAAGAGCUGCUCAGCAGUGAGGAAGCAGUCACAUACUCCUGUGCUGUCAAAGGCUACGAGCAUCUCAGAGCCCCUGAAGUCUCUGUGGAUUCCCUCACAGAGACCUGCUUCAGUGUGACCUAUGCUAAAGGGAGAAUGUGUUCUUACAGGAAGACAUCAGUAGAUGAGCUGUGCUCCAUCACAUAUCCCAGAGAGGUUCGUGUUCAAAAAACCUCCUACACAUCAGAUAGUGUCACACUGACCUGUAACAGCACCUGUAAGCUGUUUGACCCUGAAACUGCCUACAUUAGCUGCAGAAACAAAAGCAGAAACUACAAGAAUCAACAAUGUUUAACUCACAACAAUUCAACAUACAAGUUCUCUUGUGCUGUAAAAAACCACAAGUACCUUGAGUCUGCAGAAGUCUGUGUUCGGGAUAAAAACUGCCGGAUUAGGAAUUAUGUCAGCAGGAGAAUCUGUGCUCUGGAAGGAUCUUCAGUCAACAUCACAUGUGAAUACUCACAUCCUGAUAACAUGAAGCCAGAGUUUAAGUGUUGGAGUAAAAAAUGGAGAAAAGAUAAAGUGGAAGUUGAAGAGCUGAUUGAGGCUGCAGGUGGUGUGGAGUAUCAGGACAACAUGAAGAACCAACACAUCCUGACCAUCAACAACCUGAAGAAGAAUGACUCAGGAGGAUACACAUUCAGAUUCAACAAAGAUCAUGAAAGAUGGAGACAGUCUGAUCUGCCUGGAGUCUUUUUGAUUGUCACAGAGCUGAGAGUGAAGAUGAGUCCUUCUGCAGUGGUGACAGAGGGUCAGAGAGUCACACUGACCUGCAGUACCAGCUGUCCUCUGACUGACAACACAAACUACAUUUGGAACUUGAACAGUCGACCUCUGACCCCGAGAGAGAACCAGAACAAACAUCUGAUCCUAGACCCAGUCAGCAGGGAGGGUGCAGGAAGCUACUCCUGUGCUGUGAAAAGCAAGAAAGAUAUCAGCUCUGCUCCAAAGACUCUCACUGUCCAAAGUAUCACAGGAACAUGGACACCAUCAGCUGCAGGAGUUUCUGCAGCUCUGCUGGUUUUAAUACUUCUCACUCUCUGCUGGUGUGUUAGGAAAAAGAGAACUUCUGGUCAGUCUCAAACAACUGAAAGGUCUGACCAAAUUGAACAGCUCAGUCCUGGUCCUGUGUAUGAAAACGUCUCAACACAACCAAAACAGGAGGAUGAAGUCCACUACAGCAGAGUCCACUUCAGAAACAAACAUGUGGUUCCUCUUUAUUCUACCGUACAGUCACAUCAGCCCAGACAACAGGAGUGUUCUCAUUAUGCUGCUGUCAGCAUCAGCUCUGAUGGAGCAUCUGGUGUCACUCCAGCAGACACAGACUUACAGACUUACUCUACUGUGAAAGUUUGAGAGAGAUGUCAUGGUCAAUAACUGCUUAUGUCAUGGCAGAGUACAACCUGAAGAGGUCACCAGAAACUCAGCCAACCGAAUCAGAGGAAAAAUAUUUACUUGUUGAAAGCUGUUACUGUGAAUGAUGUGUGCAUCGUGCUAUUUCUCUGGUCUACAUUUAUUAGGAGAGUAGAAGUACAUUUAUUAUACUCACUGCCAGAAGAGAGAUAAAAGUAACUACAAAAACACUUAAAGGAUCUUGAUAAGUGUGAAUCCACCAAGUACACAAAUUUGAUCCUUCCUCUGAAGUCUGAGUUUAAUUUCCUAAUUUCUUUUUCUACCGCAGGACACACCUUCUGUGUCCUUUUUUAACAACAUACAAAAACCCCACAAUAAAUAUAUCUGUCACUAACUUAAUUAUGUGAUUUUAAGCCAUAUUGAAUAUUUGUUGUUGAAAAUGCUUUUCAUUGUAUGCUUAUUAUCCUAAUAGUUGUCUCAUAAGCAACGACUUCAGUGCUAUUACUGUAUAAGUUGCUAAUAGGAGAUGCACUGUUAGUAAAGUAUAUUUUCAAUUCUUUUGUUGUGGUAAGAGUUUUAAACUUCAUUAAAGU